Anthonomus grandis grandis is the source of this 2386-nucleotide messenger RNA. RefSeq lists its product as uncharacterized. The record is from RefSeq and is a predicted model, not a curated record. NCBI's taxonomy places the organism in Eukaryota, Metazoa, Arthropoda, Insecta, Coleoptera, Curculionidae. Bases 742 to 1995 code for a protein of 417 amino acids. The transcript has 2 exons.
AACAAAAAAUACGGGAAGAAAUUAUUGGAAUACCACCCGAGAUGUGUUUAGCAGUUUUCGACCACAUGAAGACGGCACUACAAGAGUGUUUUGACCGAAAUGGAAGGCACCUCGACAAUAUAAUUUUUAAAACAUGAAAUCCGCAUAUAUUGUGUGUAGUCCUACCUUAAUAAAUUCUUUUUAAAACUGAAAAAAAAAAUUUGGUUAGCCUUCAAAAAGGGAAAUCCAUUCCUGGACACCCUGUACUAUCGACUCGUACAACGAAGACUAUAGUAACUCAUUUUUUGGGUUUUUUGAGUUACUAUAAUGCGGCGCAUGUAUUUACUAAAAGCUUUGCCGAGGAAAAAUAUCAUGUCAUUUUUGGCUGUAAAAUACAACGAAUACUAUAUUAUCUCGAUUUACUAUACUUAAACAGGUGCUCAAUUCCCAUGAAGACUAUAGUAUAUCGUGUUGCUAUAGUAUUCGACGUAAAUAUUGUUGGUAGGUAAAACUUACUAUAAUUUUAUUGUGUGCCGGUUUUGAGGUUAAGUUGUCACUAUUGUUGCAGGUUGCAAUAUUGAGUAUCGUGUACGUAUUUAUUUUGUAUUAAAGUGUAAUUAAUACGAGUUCAAGAGGAAAAAAAUAUUGGAACUGCUGAAAUCAUCUAAGCAAAUUGUCAAGGAUCCUACACAAGGUAAUUUAGAAUGUAACACUUUGCAGAAUCCAGGUAGAAACCACUACUAUUUUAUUGUUUACAAAAUUAUGGUAUUCUUUAUUCUAAUAUUGUUACUUUUAGGAAGUCCUAACAACUUGGAACUCCUGAAUUUGCCUCAAGAUGAUCCUGGACCAUCAGGCUAUUUUAUGUCUAGUAAUAAUAUCUUGCAAAAACCUGGUGCUUCAGGUUUCCAGACAGAUUAUAGAUUUGAUAAAGAUUCUGAUAAUUCAGUUUUGGAUCCCGACUACAUUGAAGAAUCUGAGGAAUUAUCAGAGUCAGAGAAAGAAGAACUACUCCCGUUAUCUAGCAUCAGAGAAAAAAUGGCACAGCAAAAGCUUUCAAUUCAACAAACACCUGCUGAAACAACUAUUAGAAGAAAACGGAAAAUUCAACAAAAAGAAAAACAAUUUAGGAAGCGAGUACGAAACGAAAUUGAGUGGAUUGACAACAAAGCUAAAAAGGAAUUAAAUUUAGAACAGGAACACAGAAAUAGAAAAGGGAAAUUAAUACCAGGUCGACAAAUGAGAAAUCCUUGUCCAGAAAAAUGUAGAUCUAAGUGCACUACAAAGGUAACUGAGCAAAAGAGAAGGGAAAUAUUUGAUUUGUUCUGGAAAAUAGCAGAUCACACCAAACAAUGGGAAUACAUAGCAAAAUUGGUGACUUUGGAAGAUAAAAAAGUUAGUAAAAAGGGUGAGUUGUUUAUCGAGGGAAAAAACUUGCAAGUAUGUAAAAAAAUGUUUUUAAAUACGCACAGAAUAUCGGAACAGUGGGUAACAACAGCGCUUAGUAGAAUAGAAGAGACCAGCAUGGUAAAAGAAGACUCAAGAGGAAAGCAUGGAAACAGACCACACAAGUUAAAUGAAAACAUAUUGGUUAGCGUAAGAGACCACAUAAAAAUGUUCCCUGUGGUACCUUCUCACUACAUACGCAAAAAUUCAAACAAAAAGUAUUUAGAGGAAGGGCUUAAUAUUUGCAUAAAGUAUCUAGCUUAUAUGCAAGAAAAUCACUCCGGGCAACAAGUGGCAACUUUACGACAAUACCGUGAUAUAUUUAACACCGAAUUUAAUAUUUCAUUCUUUAAGCCCAAAAAGGAUCAAUGUGAUCGCUGUAUGGUGUAUGCUAUGGCUACCAAUAAGGAGAAGAUGGUGCUGGAAAGUGAAUAUCAACAACAUAUUCAAAAUAAGAAAAUAGUCCGAGAUCUAAAAGAUUAUGACAAACUACAAGCAGUAGAGGAUAAAACCAUUUGUGUUGCUUGCUUUGAUUUGCAAAAAGUUCUUAUUACCCCUUUUUGUGAAAUAUAGUUGGAUCAAUGGAUCCUUGCGUUUACGUCAUCACGUGUUCAAGGUUGAUGUUUAUAUGAAUCAAUCAGUUGUCAAAACAGCAUCAGUGGCGGCGGCAUUUUUAAAUUAAAAAAAAAUAAUAGGGUUUCAUGCCCAAUUUCCUUGGGCGACGAUUUUCGCCAGAGAUGAAAUCUGCAAUUCUUUGAAAUUUGUUUUUAGUAUAUUGUCACUUUUAGGGCAGCUAAUUUAUUUAUAGCUAUUUGCUGUCUAUUUCAACCUGCUGUUCUUUAUUACUGGUAGAAUAUUUCUUUAAAUUACUCACGUCUUCUACUUAUAAAUGCAAUAGGUACUUCAUACACAGUGUCUUUUAGGACCUCAUAAAAGUUAUCAUAAGAUUUGUUUUUACUUCACA